AUGGCUCCUCCAGACGUUUUGAUGGUAGGAACAGGAGAAUACACCACCGGCUUCGUGGGUGGUGGUCCAUCCAGUUCAGACAAGAAAGUCGGCGUCGUGGGCCUGACAUUGUUCGAUUUGCGGAGGAGAGGUAAAGUAGGCAACUUGAGCAUGGUGGGCGUGUCCGGUUCCAAGUUUCCGGCUAUCAAAGAAUAUCUCCUCCAAAACAUCUCUCACGUCUACAACAACCUCGACGUCUCCUUCCAAUCCUUCCCAGCAGACGACCAAGUCGACCCAACGGCCUAUAAAACCGCCGUCGAUGCCCUUCCUCCUGGCUCCGCAAUUACAAUCUUCACCCCAGAUUCCACCCACUACCCCAUAGCCCUCUACGCCAUCCAACGCAAAAUCCAUGUCCUCAUUACCAAGCCCGCCACAAAGCUACUCACAGACCAUCUCCACCUGCUCUCCGAAGCACGCAAACAUGGCGUCUUCGUCUUCAUCGAGCAUCACAAGCGCUUCGACCCAGCCUAUUCGGAUGCGCGUGCCAAAGCCCGCACGCUAGGCGACUUCAACUACUUCUACAGUUACAUGAGCCAGCCAAAGAGCCAGCUGGAAACGUUCAAGGCCUGGGCGGGCCGCGAUAGUGACAUCUCGUAUUAUUUGAAUUCGCACCACGUGGAUAUCAGCGAGAGUAUGGCGCCGGAUUAUACGCCGGUGAAGGUGACGGCGAUGGCGUCUAAGGGGGUCGCGGUGGAGUUAGGUUGUGCGCCAGAGACGGAGGAUACGAUUACGUUGCUGGUCGAAUGGAAGAAGAAGAAUGAGCCGGGAAAGAUUGCCACAGGGGUUUAUACGGCGAGCUGGACGGCACCGCAGAGUGCCGGGGUGCAUUCGAAUCAGUAUUUUCAAUGGAUGGGCUCGAAGGGUGAAAUCCGCAUCGACCAGGCCAAGCGCGGCUAUGAUGUAACAGAUGACAACAAGGGGAAUAUUGCCUGGAUAAAUCCAUUUUACAUGCGGUAUGCCCCCGACGAAGAAGGCAACUUCGGUGGUCAGACGGGCUACGGCUAUAUCAGCAUCGAGAAAUUUAUCGACGCCGUAAAUGCCCUGAACGAGGGACGUGUGACGCUCGAUGAGCUAGAUGAGCGAGGCCUACCGACGCUUAAGAAUACGAUCGCCACUACUGCAAUUCUGAAUGCGGGGAGAGUGUCGCUGGAUGAGGCCCGCACCGUAGAGAUUGAGAGGUUCGGUGGCGACUGGCGGUUGAAGUGA
Messenger RNA from Paracoccidioides brasiliensis Pb18, 1245 nucleotides. RefSeq lists its product as uncharacterized. Gene Ontology annotation, biological process: NADPH regeneration. Gene Ontology annotation, molecular function: nucleotide binding; oxidoreductase activity. The transcript is spliced from 5 exons. The record is from RefSeq and is a predicted model, not a curated record. Gene Ontology annotation, cellular component: cytoplasm. The coding region runs from base 1 to 1245 and encodes 414 amino acids.